Ostertagia ostertagi is the source of this 723-nucleotide messenger RNA. NCBI's taxonomy places the organism in Eukaryota, Metazoa, Nematoda, Chromadorea, Rhabditida, Trichostrongylidae. The record is from the annotation of a GenBank genome assembly.
AUGACGAAUGCCGUGGUUUUGGUGUUCAUACGUCUUAACGCAUUGCGGCCCGUGUGCAUUGCUGUGCACACGGGCUGCAAUGCAUUAAAACGGUUUCUAUAUCAUAGCAAUCUCAACAAGUGCUUCAAUGAUAACGAUCACCUCUUUAACAGGUCGAUAGCAGUAGAUUCUAACAAGACCAGAAGACAGUCUGAUGUUGCCAGUCCGGACUGCAAAGUGGAUGGCAAAUACAUUAUUGAAAAGUACUACGUUCCCUAUACGACCACUCAUAUCUUCUCGGCGACACUUUUUACUCUUGUUAUGGGAGCAUUCGCAUUUGACAAUCGAACGGCAGACUUGAUGGUCACGUGCAUAAUUACAAUGGCCAUUCGAGGAGUCGCACAUCAUGACAGCACGAGACAGAUCCACCGUUCACUCCUCGUUAUCAGUUCAACAAUGGUGUUUGGUUGGGUUAGCGCAAUGAUAUUGCAGAUGGUUACCAAAAUUCCAGGUCUCCACUUUGAAAGGCUACACGUUGAUUUGCUUGCAGGUAUUUUUGUGACCUCCGCAAGCGCUUCAAACUUCUUCGUCUAUUACACUAUCAGUAAAAAGUACCGCAACCUCUUCGAUAAGUACCUCUUCAUUCGACGUUUCAAAAAAGGGUUCACCCUCAGUUGUGCUCCAAACGCUACUGUUGAUGUGCUGAUUCUAGCUAACCGGAUCAAAGAAAAUCCACAGGUGUAA